AUGUCUACCAUAAUAUUCGUUCUUAUUUUAACUUCAACUUUUCGACUCAUUAAUUCUCAACUAUGUUCCAGACGAGAUGAAUGUACACAGGAUGAUAUUAGUCGAUCUACUUCAAUAUUUAAUGAUGCACAAUAUUUUCAAAGUAGAAAUUGUUUUUGCGAUAAUCUAUGUUUAACAUACGAUGAUUGUUGUGAAAAUAUUAAAACAUCAAAUUCUUCUAUAAAGGUAUCCAAUUAUGAAUGUAUUGAUUUUCUCUCUCAUAAUUCUGAUGUGGAUCCAAAUAGUCUAACAAUUUCAGUUUGGAUGACUGUUCGUUGUUUACCAAAUUAUUUUGGUACAAAAGCUGAUAAUCAAUGUCAAAGUUAUCGAACAAAAACAUUGUCCGAUGAUCCAACACUAUUCAUACCUGUUACUAGUACUCAGACAAAUGUCACUUAUCGUAAUUAUUUUUGUGCCUAUUGUAACAAUGAUAUUCAAUCACUUGUGUCAUGGUCAUACAAAUCAUUGUGUGAUGCAAAUCUAAUGAAUGUCAAUGAAUUUAUGGUUAAUACAACAGAGAUCUUUUUUAGUUUUUUAAAUUUAACAAAAAAUUGUAUGAAAAUGAUUUACUAUCCAAUGUUUGAUGAUGGUAGUUUAAUUCCAUCAGUGCUCAUUCGACCAUGUAAACAAUUUAUUCAAAAUACUUGUCCAAAUAAUUCAUCUCUUGCAUUCAAAUGUAAUUCAAUAAAUGCCUAUCGUUAUUUGAAUAUAACACAGUCAAAUCAAAUCAUCACAUAUCGAAAUGAAUAUUGUCUUCUUUGUCAACAAAAUAGAACAUUUAUUAAUAAUAAUACUGAUACAUGUAAUGGUCCUUAUUAUCAGUUAGCUGCUAUGCCAUCUCAUUUAGUCCGUUAUCAACCACUCUCCAUUCUGUUUGAUUCAGAUUUAUUGAGUAAACGGAUGCAAUAUUCUACCGAAUAUUCAUGUACUAAUAAAAAUAAAGUGUAUGAUAUAUUUGGACAUGAUUAUUCGACAAUGUCGAAUAUUCAUCAAGAUAUUAUUAAUGCUAUGAAAUGUCAAAUACCUGUUCGAAUUCUAAAAAAUUCUGUUAAAAUAUUGAAUAAUGGAAGUAUUCUAUUUGAAAAUUUUUCGAUACAAAUAAAUAGAGAAGAUUAUUUAUACGAAUCAUCUGAUAUACUUAUAGUCUGUAGUGAAAAAUAUUCGACUAUUGUUUUUAAUCAAUGUCAAGAUAAAAUGAUACCGCUAUUUCCAUUCUAUCGUACUACUCUCUCACUUGUUUGUACAAUUAUUUCGUUAACAAGUUUAAUUCUAUGUGUUAUUAUUUAUUCGCUUGUACCAUUAUUACGUAAUAUUCCCGGUAAAUGUUUAUUAUUAUUAGUUAUUUCCUUAUUUAUAGCACAAUUAUUUUUUAUUACAACCGCCGAUCUUAUAAAAUAUUCACAAUUUUGUAUUUUUUCCGGUAUUAUUAUUCAUUAUUUCUAUAUAGCCAUGUUUGCAUGGUUAACAGCCAUCUCAUUCGAUUUGUGGAUUACUUUUGGAAAAAUGACAGUAAAAGAUUCAAAUCAAGUAUCUAAACGUUUUCUUUAUUACAAUAUGUUUGUUUGGUUAUUUAGUUUUGUGAUAGUGUUCAUCUCGAUUAUACUUCACUUUACUAAUUAUUCAAAUUCAUUUUCACCUGAAUAUGGAAAAAUUUUUUGUUCAAUAUCGCAGCCUAAUGCUAUGAUUACAUUUUUUCUCAUUCCUAUUGGAUGUUUACUUGUCGUUAUUUUCUGUUUAUUUAUAAUAACAAUUUAUAAUAUUCGAAAAACUAAUAAAAUAACUAAAUUUGCUCGUAAUAAUUCUAAUAGUGAAAUACAUUUAAUAGUAUACGUUCGUUUGGCAUCAUUGAUGGGUUUAAAUUGGUUAUUAUUAAUUUUAAGUAUAACAUUAAGAUACGAAUGGAUGUGGAUUAUAUUCGAAUGUGUUAAUUCGAUGCCCGGUGUUUAUUUAUGCAUUGGAUUUUUAUGCAAUAAACGUUUAUUGAAAAGUUUAAGACAAAUAUUGCACGGUUAUAAAUUGAAAGCACAAUCAUCAAUACUUGGAAGAACAACCUCGUCAUCAUCGACAACAACAACAACAACAACAACAACAACAGCAAAUUUAAAACAAAAUUAUCAUCAACAGACAAUGUAA
This is a messenger RNA of Didymodactylos carnosus, 2172 nucleotides long. NCBI's taxonomy places the organism in Eukaryota, Metazoa, Rotifera, Eurotatoria, Philodinida, Philodinidae. The record is from the annotation of a GenBank genome assembly.